Messenger RNA from Vicia villosa (hairy vetch), 1636 nucleotides. RefSeq lists its product as uncharacterized. The transcript has 7 exons. The record is from RefSeq and is a predicted model, not a curated record. Lineage: Eukaryota; Viridiplantae; Streptophyta; Magnoliopsida; Fabales; Fabaceae. Bases 63 to 1352 code for a protein of 429 amino acids.
CCUCAUUUGAACUUUCUCCACUCCAUUCCCAAAAAUGUAACCAACCAAAAGAGAGUAACAAAAUGUCUUCACCAUUUGGAUGGUACGGUCCUCUCAUAGACCUCUGCAACGCCUCUCACCACAUAGCUGAAUUCGUUCAACUUCUCGUCUUCGUUCACCGCUGCUUCCCCGUUCAGUACAAAUCCUCCAAAUCUGGAAAAGACCUAACGCGAAUGGACAUUCAAGUCGGGGACGAUACGACGCCCUUUUUUGGAGUUUCUCUUUGGCAGAGUCAAAUGGGGUCAAUGGUUUCGGCUGGAGAUGUCGUUUUGUUACAGAAUUUCAUGAUUACUAAAUUCGGGGGUGUGGUUGAAGCUAAAACUGUUCAGUGGUCUUCCCUGUUUUGCUUGGUUCAUCCUUUCCAUUCACUUAUUUCAAAGGAUGUUGAAGAGAUGAUAGCAGGUUGUCGCAUUGGGACGACAGCAACGAAGGAGAAGUUAAGUAGGGUAAUAAAGUGGGUGCGGAAGUCUCGGACCACUAUCUGCGACAUCAAGUUGCAGUCUAAUCAAAAAAUAGAGUACCUGCCUAGAAACUGGACAGUUCUUGAAGAGAGAGAACCUAAAGACUGCUGUUCACUUAUGGAAGUCUCUCAGCUAACAACAUCGUGCAAGACUAUCGUCCUUGCAUCGAUUUGUGAAAUUGUUCCAUUACGUAACGCCAAGACUUCAGGUGAUACUGUGAAUGAGAAGAUUUUCCUUAGUAGGAGAGUUUGCAAAGCUGAGAAUAAUAACUUGGUGGAAGAUCUCUUAUGCACUGGCUGCCAGCUAUGCGGUUCACCCUUAGGUUCAGAAUCUGAGCAAAAUGAUUUUCCACUCGUUUGUUCGAAAAGUUCAAGCCGCCUUCAUGCAGUAUGCUCGAUAUAUAGGCCUUUCAUGCUAUAUGUGUGGGAUGAAUCAUACUUCAUGCCAGUUCUCAUCAAGAACAAGGCUGCAGAAAUCUUAUUUGGAAACAUGAAGGCUGAAAAUGUAUAUUCGAGUUAUAGAGAGCAAAAGCUUAAUCAGAAUGGUCCGAAAAAUAUUUCCAAGGAGAAAGAUGCCGAUGAAAGACUUUCUAAUAACCCGAGACUUUCUCGAGAAGGACUUCCCGGUGCCAGUUCAUUAGAGGAGGGUAAGAGCAUGCAGUGGGAGGAAAAGCAUUGGCUUACUAAACCAUUCAACUUUUAUCAUGUCUGGUUAAUUUUUCUAAAAUUAUUGCUGAAACAAGGAAAGAACAGUCCUCUAAAAUUUGAGAUCCUUGUUGAUCCCAACAUCGACGUUGAAAAUGGAAAAUUUGAAAUGGUUUCUGCAACAUUGCCCUGUUUUGGCACCAAGUGACAACAUUUCCGUUUCCCCUUCACACCUUACAAUUUCCAAAUGCAAAUUCCCGAAUCUUAUUGCCGAGUUCCUUGUACUUAAAUAUGAGAUCGAUCUCGUUAUAAACAUUGUUAGGACACCACACAAAUUUACCGUUUACAAUUGAUAAAAUUCUAGUACAAUUUUUAACACCAUCCUCUAAAUGGUUAGUUUGUGUUGGUAUACAAAUUUUCUAAGAAAUGUUAGUUGCUAAAGAAACAAUGUCCAAUGUUUAAAAAUCCUAAUUUCAGUGAAUUGUUAUUUGC